UCAUGAGAGCACAGUGUCCGGGUGAAACGCCAGGAGAUGUGAUAGUGGGCACACUAUUCCAUUUAUUACUACCUGUUUUACUACUGACUGCAAUAUCACUGAGGUACAAUGGGCUAUCAGUUGUGUAUCUUCUGUUCCUUCUGUGUAUACCACUGUUUCCCACUCCAAACCUGGCUACCAUGAAAGGGAAAACUGGAAGGUUUCUACGUGUCAUUUGUUCCACUGGUGUGACAUUUCUGGCAUUGCAGUGUGAAAUGCAAAUCACCUUUACAUAUAUUCCCAAAGAUGUGAUUGGACCAUGGGACAACAUUUUCUUUCACCUUGGCAUUGUCAGGUUUAGUGAUGUGGACACACUGAACAUAAUACGUCUACUAAUGCCAGAUAUCGCUGUCUUCUUGUCUACAUUGUUGAUCCUUCACUGGUGUAAAGCCAAGAAGUCAGAUCAUGGAGAAAACAGCAGACACCUCUACAACAGUGAGGGUUCCGACAGAGAGAUUUCUGACUCAGAAUGUGAAGAAGAGAGUAGAACAUCUGAGGGAACCUCCUUUGGCUCCUCUGUAAAGAGCCACACCUCUCCUCUCACCUCUCCUGACUUUCUACAAAAAUUGUUCAUAUUUCUGACCAGUCUGAGACUUGUCAUGUCUUCUGUAAUGAAUACUGCUGGAAAAGUCUUGGUGACUAUUCUUUUGGGGUUGGCAGGUAUAAUGUUUCCCUCGCUGACAUCAGCACUGUAUUUCAUGGUGUUUCUUAGCCUUGUAUGGUGCUGGGUGUUAGACUACACCAUAUCUCUGCUGCACUUCAGCUCUUUGUGUGUAAUGAUGACCAUCUUCAGUGGAGGACACAUCCUUAUUCUCUACCUCAUCCAGUUGCCUCUCAUGCAACAGCUUAUUCCUCCUCAGGAUGACUUUGCCAGAUUGUUCGGUUUGACAGCACUCAUCCAGACCAACAUGUCAGAACCAUAUAUCCUGUCCCUGCAUGAAGAUGGUAGUUGGCCUGCAAUGGUUAACCCACUGGUGCUCCUACUGCUGUAUUUUUCAGUCAUGAGUUUACUUCACAAGGAGGUAGAUGUGGAAAUUUAUGGUGAAGCUUCCAGCAUUCUAUCCAGCUUCUCUAAAAUACACAAUUUCUCUCCUGAAAGAAAAGAGUCCAUGACAUUGGUGUGGAAGAGGACAUGGCAAAACCAUGAAAAUUCUGGAGUGAAUUCCCUGAUUCUGGAGGAUGACAAUCCAAAUUGCUUUGCUUUUUCAUCAGAAGAAUAUACUGCAAAGAAGGAAAACUGUGGUGGAGGGAAUGAAAUACUGAAUGACGUGGAUUCUCUAUCAUCUACUGAUGCACCAGGACCUACUGCUUUAAACCAGCUUGGACAAUUCAUAAUGAAACAAAGCUAUUUAAUUGCUCUUAUCUUCACAAUGGUAUGGAGCAUCAGUUAUAAUUCAUGGCUUACGUUAGUAUUACUGGUGUGGUCAUGUGUAAUCUGGAUGUUGAAGGAUCGGCGACGGUUCACAAUGCUAAGCUCUCCAUUCCUUGCUGUCUAUGGGACAUUGCUGCUAGUGCUUGCAUUUAUUAGUCAACUCCAUCUUAACCAUAUUGACAUUUUUCCUACUUUACCAAAGCAUGUCCUGAUUGACUUUGAUGUCUAUGGUUAUUCAGUUCCCUGUGUUCACCUUGCUGCAAAGGUUUCUUAUACGUUUAGUUUCUGGAUUUUACUCAGACAAAAGUUGAAAGAAAAACAAGAAGAGGUGCUGCAGACAGAAGAUCAUUUAAUGGAAGUCAAAGUACAAUCAUGUGACAUCAGUUAUACCUCUCCAAUGAUGAUUAUGUUGGGAGCAUUAGUUAAAGGCAUUUUGGUGAAGUACUGGAUCUUCUGCUGCUGCUUUAUGUUCUUCUUUGUCAGUUUCUCUGACAAAGUAGCAGUCUACAAAAUCCUCUAUAUCUGCUUAUUCCUCUUCUUUGUGGUUCUGUAUGAGGUACAUUAUGACGUGUGGAGGGCAGUCUUGAAGCAUUUCUGGGCAGUAGUGGUUGGAUACUCUAUAUUAGUGUUGAUCCUGAUCUACGUGUACCAGUUUAAAAGUGUCUGUAACCUGUUCCAACAGAUAUUAGGCAUACCAGAGGAAAGGUUGCGAGACAUUGGGCUUGAACAGUUUGACACCAUUGAACUAUUUGCACGAAUCUUACUGCCAGCCUGCUUCCUUCUGGCCUGCAUUCUUCAGCUGCAUUAUUUCAACAGUGAUUUCCUUUCUCUAACUGAUCUUCAGGCAGUAGUGACAAGGAACAGAAUUAGCAGAGAAGAAGACCUGAGGGAAACACUAAAGGGGAUUUUUGAUAUGAUGAAGAAAAACACUGAGAAACUGAAGAAAUGGUUGAAGGAAAAACAGAUCUAUGGAAAAUGUGGUGAUCAAAUAAAUAAAUCUUCUUCCUCCUUGGACAAGCAUCAUGAAAUAGAAUUAAACGAUGAUGGGCCCGUAGUGAAGCAGUGGUUGGUGGUGAUGGAAAGGGUGCACGAGUUGACCGUGCAAGCUGUUUUGUGGUUAUGGAGAGGUCAGGAGCUGUGCUGGAGAAUACUGGAGCUCCACAGCUUCAAACUAGUCUCUACCGGCAUCAUCUGUGUAUGCGUGAAGGAGGUAUCGCUGAUGAACAUGUUGUUUUUUUUGCUGUGGACCUUUGCUCUGCCAUACUCCAGACUGCGGCCUUUGGCUUGCAGUGUGUCUUCUGUGUGGGCCUGUGUGAUUGUUGUGUGUAAAAUGAUGUACCAGCUCAAAAUUAUUAAACCAUCUCUGUAUUCUUCAAACUGCACAGCUGGUUUGUCAUCAUCUAAUGAGAGUUGGACAGGUGAUAACAAAGCAGAGCUAUUGAGGAAUUCAGUUCUAUAUCUGGCACCAAUAGAUCCAGCAGUGUGGGUCGGUGGAUUUAGGAAGUGUGAGGAUCGCAUCCUACCUUGCCUUUGGAAUCACCUGUUAAUUUUAGGCCUUCUUGUGUUUGAUGUGACUGUCCAUCGGCACCAGCUCCAUCACCGUCUUCAAAAUGGCCUUAAAGAAACACACAGCAGCAUCAUAUUUCAGGAUGUGACACAUCAGCAUCUAGACCAUGGCAUUAUGCCAUCCCUCAAAUAUUUUGCUAACUAUUUCUUCUACAAGUUUGGUUUGGAGGUGUGUUUUGUGGUAGCAGUAAAUGUGAUUGGCCAGCGAAUGGAUGUAUGUGCACUUCUGCACUCUUUUGCUCUAAUGGCUGUUUUGGCACGACGUCGUAGAAAGGCUAUAGGAGAAGUGUGGCCAAAAUACUGCUGCUUCAUUGCAAGUUUCAUGGUGCUGCAAUACCUGCUCUGCAUUGGCCUACCACCAGGGCUCUGCAUUGAUUAUCCCUGGAGGAAGUCAUCUGUGCCUCUGAGCUCUAAUCUGAUAAAGUGGCUGUAUCUACCAGAUUACGCCAUGAUUCCCAACGCCAACUUCAUUCUCUAUGACUGCCUGCUAUUGUUGGUAGCAUCUCUGCAGUGGCAGGUCUUUGAGGAUGAAAAUCAGGCUUGUGUGAGACUCCUGGCAGGAGAGAAUGUAGAGAUCAGCCGAAAUCUGGAUCCACAGACACUCAACCAGUACACUUCUGUCAACAACUUUCUUCAUUGCCGGUCAUACCUGGACAUGUUGAAGCUGUUUGCAUUCAGUUACUUUUUCUGGCUGGUGUUGUGUCUCAUCUUUAUCACUGGAACCACAAGAAUUAAUAUCUUUUGUCUGGGCUAUCUGGUAGCCUGUUUUUAUUUCAUGCUGUUUGGAGGCACGUUACUGCUGCAGCCAGUGCAAUAUGUGCUGAGAUUUUGGGACGGUCUCAUAGCUUACACCUGUGUGGUCAUCAGCCUUAAGAACAUGCUCUCACUUGGGUCUUGUGUUUACCUGGAGAGUCUACAGAAGCAUGGCUGUUGGCUCAUUCAAGCUUUUAGCAUGUUCUGCACCAUCAAUGGCUACAAUUUACCCAAGCCUGACAAUCAGUGUGAAUUGCCAGAGGGUGAAGCUGGUAUUGUCUGGGAUGCCAUUUGUUUCACUGUCCUGUUGGCGCAGAGGAGAGUCUUCCUCAGCUACUACUUUCUCUAUGUUGUUUCUGACCUCCAGACUUCUAAGGUCCUUGCUUCAAGAGGUGCAGAGUUGUUUGAAGCCAAAGUGAAGAAACAGGUGGCAGCAAGAUUAGAAAUGGAGAAAAAAUCUGUGGAAAUACUGAAGAAACAAAUGGAGAAAAUCAAAUCAAAACAGAAGGAUGCUCCUUAUCAACAGGUUACAUCAUCUACUGCUGAAUCUUUGCAUUGCCCAAAACGAAAUGAUGGAGACUGUGGUUAUGAUUUGUUUGAAUCUGACAGUGAGGAGGAGGAGGAGGAGGUUAAGGACAUGACAGAGGAAAAUAGUUUUCCUAAGAAGAAAACUGCUUUUCAGCUGGCCUAUGAGGCUUGGGUGGCAGGCUACAAGGCAGCCCUGAGAGACCAUGAAAGUCAAGAGCAAGAAGAGCAAGUGAAAGUCAAAAGACAGCUGCACAGACAAGAGGGCAUGGAGAAAGAGGAGUUUGGUGAGGAGCAGCAGGAGGAGGUCAGUCAAAAUGAAGAAGAAGAGAAAGAGCACAUACUUAAGCGAGCACUUGACACUGUAAAAUUUUUCUGGGUUUUUCUAAACUGUCUUACUGAGGAUAUAAUAUCUGGUCUGAAGUCACUCUGUAAAGACAGCUUGGAUAUCUCUCAAGUGCUUCGUUUUGAGAAAACUCUACUGAGCAUACAACAAAAUAAGGGCAGGGAUGUUUCUCAUGACAGUAUUCAUCGGUUCUACAAAAACUGGCUCUCCAGACAAAAUACAGAGGCAUCACUGGACACAGCCAAAGAAGAUCUGGAAGAAAUAACCACGUCACAUCCAGCCAUGAGCAGUUACAAGUGUGGCUAUGUCAAACUCAGCAGCGUCCACUCAUGGGGCAGCAGUCUUUCCAGCUGCCAAACUGAUGACACUCUUCUAAUAACACGCCAGUCAACUCAAGAUGACUUGGAUGCCAUAGACUUCACAAAACUUGAUGUUGCCCAGUUGUGCCAAAACAGAGAUGACCUGACAGAAAGAACUCCUGAUGAAAAUAUAUUGCUGAAAGAUCAUGUUGAUAGAUUUGAAAAGGUAAAAGAGGAAUGCACAAAUGAAGAAAAUACAGAAUUUACAGGAAUUAAUCAUCUGCCCAACACAAACAAUGAGACGUUUCAAGAGUCCAGAAUGCUCAGUAAAGAGACCAGGGCACUUACUGCCAGUGAACUGCUUCUUAACAAGAUAUUUGAUAUUCCAGAGAUUGAGGAAUCUGAGAGAUUCUACUCUUCGUUGUCUUGUGCUGUGCGUCUCAUCUUUGCUCUCUACAAUUUGAUGGAGUCUCAGUCAGAGAUGUUCUGUUACUUUGUGAUUAUCUUAAAUCACAUGGUGUCUGCCUCUCUACUAACACUCUUCCUGCCCAUCCUGAUCUUCCUGUGGGCUAUGUUGUCAGUGCCACGGCCAACAAAGCGCUUCUGGAUGACAGCCAUUAUCUACACACAGCUCACAGUUGUGGUAAAGUACUUUUCCCAGUUUGGCUUCUUUCCAUGGACUACAUCAGCAUAUCGUGGAAUUAAUGCAGAGCGCGCAUUUGCAAUACCCAACAUAGUCGGAGUUGAGAAGAAAGAUGGCUACGUACUGCUAGACCUCAUCCAGUUAAUUGCUUUGUUCUUCCAUCGCUCUAUUCUUAAGUGUCACGGUUUGUGGGAUAACAAGGAGGUGGAGAUGCCAGACUUCUUUAAGAAUCUAAAAAGAAAAACAGAGAAAAACAAGAUGGCUGGAGGAUCAAGACAACAAGAAGAAAACACAAGACGACGAAUGCCCUUCUUUUCUUCAUACUCAUCAUACACUUCUUUUCUUCAGAGACAAAGAGUAGAGAGCCCAGAGAGACUAGAUUCAAAUCAAAGCAAGAAAAAACAUUCACAGAAGAAGCAACAGUGGAAUGUGCCUCUAAGCAGGAAGGAGCGAAUAAAACAGUACAUGAAUGGACAAAUGUUGGAAGCCAAAGCUGCAGUCAUUGAGCUUGCUCUACACAUAUAUCUACCUAUAAGGCAAUUCUUCUAUGACAUCAUCCACCCUGAGUACAGCCCAGUGUGCGAUGUGUAUGCUCUGAUGUUCCUGGUAGAUGUGGUGAACUUCAUCAUUAUCAUAUUUGGAUACUGGGCCUUUGGAAAGCACAGUGCAGCUGCUGAUAUAACAGAGUCACUGUCAGAAGACCAGGUUCCUGAAGCUUUUCUUGUCAUGCUGCUCAUCCAGUUCAGUACCAUGAUUGUGGACCGAGCACUCUAUCUUCGUAAAACUCUUCUUGGCAAGUGUAUUUUCCAGGUAGUGCUUGUGUUUGGGAUCCACUUCUGGAUGUUCUUCAUACUGCCUGGUGUCACAGAGAGGAGAUUCAACAGGAAUCGAGUUGCUCAACUCUGGUACUUUGUAAAGUGCAUUUAUUUUGGUCUCUCAGCAUACCAGAUCAAAUGUGGUUACCCGAACCGAGUUCUUGGAAAUUUUCUUACCAAGAACCACAACUAUUUCAACCUAUUCCUUUUUCAAGGAUUCAGGUUAGUCCCAUUCCUGACUGAAUUAAGGGCAGUGAUGGACUGGGUGUGGACAGACACAACUCUUAGCCUGUCCAACUGGAUCUGUGUGGAGGACAUCUAUGCCAACAUCUUUAUUCUCAAAUGCUGGAGAGAAGCAGAAAAGAAAUACCCUCACCGACGUGGACAGAGGAAGAAGAAGGUGGUGAAAUACACAAUGGGCGGCUUCAUUAUUUUUAUUCUUAUCUGCAUCGUCUGGUUCCCUCUUCUCUUCAUGUCUUUGGUUAAAUCUGUAGCAGGAGUAACCAAUCAACCUCUAGAUGUGUCCAUUCAGUUAAGCAUAUUUGGAUAUGAGCCAUUGUUUAGCAUGAGUGCUCAGGAGCACAAUCUGAUCCCAUACUCUCAAUCAGCUUUCCAGAAGAUGAGCAAUCACUUUGCCACUUACCCGUCAGCAAUGCAGUUUAUUGUAAACUAUGUGGCAGAGGACAUAGUGAUAGCAAAGAUCAAAAGUGACGCCAGUCGACUGUGGAACGUCAGUCCUGCCAGCCGAGAUGCCAUGAUCUAUGAACUCAGCAACUCAACACACUUCUACAUCACACUGCGUUGGACUUUACUACGAAAUGCAUCUUUGGCGAUGAAUGCAGAGACGACUGGAGAACACACAGUAAAGUAUAAAGAUAACGUACUGAGAGAGGAACUGGUGUCUAUGCUCCGAGGGACACGCAGCCGUCCAGUGUUACUGGAAAAUCUGCUGCCAAAAUAUAUUAGAGGAACUUCCGGGCCUAUCGCUAAAGUGGCACAUCGACUUCAAGUGGAAAAUCCAAAAAGCAUGGAUGAUCUCCAUCUACAGUUCUUCCGCCCUCUGUCCAUCAAACUGCAACGGGGAAAUGGGAGUUCUGCAGAAAUAGGGCCACAGUGGUGGGUGGUGGAAGAGUGUUUUCCUGGCCAUCUAGACAGCAGAUGCCAGAGUAUUGAGAUGGUGGUGUUCAAUGAUAAAGUCAGCCCUUCCAGUGUGGGCUUCUUAGCUGGAUAUGGCAUUGUGGGUCUGUACAUGUCGGUGGUGCUGGUCAUUGGGAAGUUUGUACGGGAGUUCUUCACAGGCAUAUCGCGAUCCAUCAUGUAUGAGGAGCUGCCCUGCGUGGACCGUGUAUUAAAACUGUGCAAUGAUAUCUUUGUUGUGCGAGAGACGGGAGAGAUGGAGAUGGAGGAACAACUGUUUGAGAAGCUCAUCUUUCUGUAUCGUUCACCCGAGACCAUGAUCAAAAUGACCCGUAAAAAGAAUGAGUAACUGCAUGACAUUUCUGUCACAAAUAUUAGAUAUUGCGCCAAACUAAAAGUCAUUUUAUACACUGUAAUGCAGUACUAAUUUAUAUUUUGGGGAUAUUUACAUCUAUCCAUGAUGUGUUUUUGAAGUGCAAAACUUUUUUAGCACCAUGAACUGACAAAAAGCAUUAAAUAAUCAUGUACAGUACAUGAAUGAUGUAGUUUGGAUGGAAUUAUUUUUACUUAAAUGCAUUUCUUAGUGAUAUGUUGUAUCAGUAAUCAUGCAGUGCACAAGUAAUUAAUCUUUAUGUAUUUCAUUUAGCUUCUUAGAAUAUGUAGAAAGUAUGUAGGAAGUAUUUAAUAUGUUAUUAUUUAUUUCAAUCUGUAUGCAUGGUAUGCAUAUAAUAAACAAUGGCACGUGUAAGACAACUUGUAUUGCAUUUAUCUUGUAUCUUAGUCUUAGUGUUCAAUUAUCAUUUAUCAUUUCAUUUAUCAAAUAUCUUUAGCCUCAUUAAGGGCCCGUUCACAUAUGGCAUCUUCAGCGUGCUGCGGCGUGGUUUCCAUGCACGUAAUUGAAGGUCAUGUGACAAGAAUCAACCAAUCAGCUUCAUCCUUUCCUGUAACAACAUUGAAAGCUCAGCCAAAAUAAAGCAAUCGCUGGCCAAACCUGUACAGCGAUAAUCAUUUCAAAGUAAAUCUAAUAGCAGAUCUACUGCAAGCGAUUUUAGUGCUGGAAAUCCAUUUAUCCUUAGCUGAAAUUUCUGCUGCUUCAAAGAAAGUGCAGAUAAUGGUUCCUUAGCGACGGCAAACACUUCUGGAGCGCAAGCGGAAAGCGGCGUGUCUUGCAUUUUCCAUGCAUUCUUAGGUGCGAUAUGUGAACCUGAGCCUGUCAGCCCUAAUCUUAAUUUGUGCAUAUCUGGAUGAAAUCCGAUCUAGACAACCAGUAGAGCUGCUCCCUAUAUGUAGUCUGCGUAGGGAACCAAACUUUCUUUUCACAAAAUUUCUGCCUAUAUGGAGGCUCGCCCAAUUGUGAAGAGUGAAGUCUAAAACUCUUGGACAUUGGAAGGUUCUGAGGGUGGAGAUUCAUUUGGUUGUGACAUGCUGCCCUGUUAACAUCUGGCCUCCGAGGACUCGUGACGCAGUUUGGCAGAUCUGGCAUUUAGUAUAGGGACCCUUAGUGUUGUACACUCAUCACAAAGUGAACAAUAGAAAAGGAAUGUCCUGGAUUACGUACAGUAACCCUUGUUCCCUGAUGGAGGGAUCGAAGACAUUGUGUCAUUGUGUUAAGACGUUGAGACAUUGUGUACUUCCUGCCACAACUUGAACUGCAUCUGAGGGAUUGAGACGCUUUUCGACUUCUCAGAACAGAAAGAUGCUAAGCUAGGCUAUUUAUACCCAAAUAUCACGGCGUGGCUUGCUAUGCAAAUUCUACACAUCCAAUUUCAUUGGCCUUUUCUCUAAGAUCUCAGAGGUGUGUGGGCUCCCAAAAGUGAUCCUUAGUUCGACACAAUGUCUCCGUUCCCUCCAUCAGGGCUUAUAAGGGGUUACUUUACAUCAGGGGUGUCAAACUCAAUUCCUGGAGGGCCGGAGCCCUGCAGAGUUUAGAUUCAACCCUGCUAAAACACAUAUACUAUGUAUGUCUGAAGUACUUGAUUAGCUGGAUCAGGUGUGUCCGAGCUCUCCCGCUGUCCGAGGCCAGCAAUGCCAGGCGGGUACAUGGCUCGCGGGCUGGCCGUUGUCGUUGGCGGUUCCCUCUGGGGCUUGCCGGCUGAGUGGCGACGGCGUGCAGGUGAUCAAACCGCUGGCCUGUUGACUGGUCGUGACGUGCCCUCCGGCGCGCGCCUCCUCCUGGACCACCCUCCAUGGAAAAGGCUCCCCAGACUCCUGAUGUUGGGCCGCGUCCGGCAGCUCCACCGCCUCGACGAGCUCCAUGGUUGUGGCUGGGUUCCGCAUCCUGACUGCUUGUCUGUGUGAGCGGGGAAGGGCUCUCAGGAACCGAAAAACUACGACCCGCUCUGUCACCUGACCCGCCGUUGGGGCCCCGUCGAGGAGCCAGUGUUGGGCGAGGCACGAGUGUGCAAAUCAACUAUUUGGAUUUAUAUGCAUAAUCAUCUGUAAAAUACAUUCUGAUAGAUAGUGGCUUUAUAAGAAAGGAUAAUCAAAUACGGAAAGUUCAAAAUUAGUUUCUGAAAAUUUUAUACCUGAGAAAAAUUUACCUC
Messenger RNA from Puntigrus tetrazona (Sumatra barb), 10038 nucleotides. Its product is annotated as piezo-type mechanosensitive ion channel component 2. Lineage: Eukaryota; Metazoa; Chordata; Actinopteri; Cypriniformes; Cyprinidae. Bases 3 to 7844 code for a protein of 2613 amino acids. The record is from RefSeq and is a predicted model, not a curated record. The transcript has 53 exons.